AUAUUAUUGCGUACUUGGGCUAUUCCGCAGGUUCCCUCGUUUGAUCUUCCUCGACCCGCCCAGUGAGAUCUCCUUACGACUUCUUUCACUACAUCAAGGCAAUUUUCCUUUUUCGACAUCCUUCAUUAAUUGAGUAGCAAACAUGGUGGUCAAAUCUGAACAUACAAUUGACAUCCCUCAACAGAGCUUCCCUACCCUCCUUUUCGGCUCUCCAGAAGACGUCCUCCCUAAUGACAAGCCAUAUUUCCUCGACCAUGUCAAACCAGAAACGCACUAUCUUACUCGCCACACCUUUCGACUAUGGAGCCAAUGCUUCGCAGCUGGUCUGCAAAAAGCUGGUCUCAACAAAGGCGACAGGGUUGUCGUAUUCAGUACAAAUAAUCUUUUCUAUCCCGUUGUGUUUAUGGGCGUGAUAAUGGCUGGUGGCAUAUUCAGCGGCUGUAACGCAAGUUAUACAACGCAGGAAUUGGCGCAUCAGAUCAAAGAUGCAGAUCCAAAAUAUGUGCUGAGUCAAGGCGGUGAUGCGAUGAAGACAUGCCUGGAGGCAGCGAAGAGAGUAGGGAAAGGCCAUGAAAAGCGAACAUUUAUGUUUGACAGUCGAUACUUUGCACUUGGGCAACCUUUAAAGGUGCAGCAGGAGGACCAAGACUUUGGCCGCCCUCAUUGGAGCUCAUUGAUUGUAUCUGAAGCAGAAGGUGGAGGUUUUGCAUGGGAUCAAUUGAUGGGUCCCAACGAAGCUCAAGAUACGGUAAUGGCAUUGAACUACUCCUCAGGCACGACAGGUCUUAGCAAAGGCGUCGAAAUAACUCACGGCAAUUAUGUCGCCAACAUCCUGCAAUACAACAACUCCAUGUGCCAAGAUAUGGAAUACGAAUUGAAAUAUCGAAGUCAAGAACAAUGGCUCUGUUUUCUUCCAUUAUACCAUGCCAUGGCGCAAAUGAUAUUCCUGGGCGUGUCUCAAUACCGUCGCACACCGGUGUAUAUCAUGGAAAAGUUCGAUUUUCUGACUGUUUUGAAGAAUGUUGAAAAGUAUCGGAUUUCGCACUUGCAGCUCGUCCCGCCUGUUGUGGUCAUGCUGGCUAAGAGUUCGGAGGUGAAGAAGUUCGAUCUUAGCUCUGUGCGAAGCGUCGGAUCUGGAGCUGCGCCGUUGAGCAGGGAGGUAUCUGAGGAAGUUGAGAAGUUGUGGCCAAAGGGGGUAAUUAAUAUCCAUCAAGGAUGGGGGAUGACCGAAGCAACAUGCUCAGUACUCGGCUGGGACGCAGGUAAAAUCAGCACCAGCAACAGUGUAGGCUGGCCUACUGCAAACUCGGAAGCAAAAAUCAUGUCCCUACCCGAUGAACAUUCCGCCGGGCCUACCGCGUCAGAGGCCAAAGAAGUAGGACCGAAUGAAGCCGGCGAACUCUGGGUGCGAGGCCCUCAGAUUAUGAAGGGAUACUGGAAAAACCCCAAAGCAACUGCCGAAAUAUUGACACCAGACAGAUGGCUACGUACGGGCGACAUUGGUUAUUACGACAACGAGAACAAGUUCUUUAUCAGUGGACGGUUGAAAGAACUCAUCAAAGUAAAAGGUAUGCAGGUGGCGCCUGCAGAAUUAGACGGGGUCUGUCUCGAGUCUGAAGGCGUCGCCGACGCAGCUGUCGUGGGCGUUACAAUUAAUGGACAAGAACAUCCUCGUGCAUAUAUUGUGCUGAAGGAUGGUGUUGAAGCUUCAAAGUCGACGGCGGAGCGGAUCACUACAGAAGUAAAUUCGAAGCUGUCGCAGCAUAAGAGGAUUACUGGCGGUCUGGUGUUUGUAAGCGUAUUACCAAAGAAUCCUAGUGGGAAGAUAUUGAGACGGUUCUUGAGAGAGCGAGCUCAAAAGGAGGUACAGAGGGAACAAGGAAAGAUCAGGGCGUCGCUUUAG
This is a messenger RNA of Talaromyces stipitatus ATCC 10500, 1903 nucleotides long. Its product is annotated as 4-coumarate-CoA ligase, putative. The record is from RefSeq and is a predicted model, not a curated record. Bases 143 to 1903 code for a protein of 586 amino acids. NCBI's taxonomy places the organism in Eukaryota, Fungi, Ascomycota, Eurotiomycetes, Eurotiales, Trichocomaceae. Gene Ontology annotation, molecular function: CoA-ligase activity. Gene Ontology annotation, biological process: secondary metabolic process. The transcript is spliced from 2 exons.